This is a messenger RNA of Lycium ferocissimum, 1031 nucleotides long. RefSeq lists its product as uncharacterized. The record is from RefSeq and is a predicted model, not a curated record. The transcript has 2 exons. Gene Ontology annotation, biological process: box C/D snoRNP assembly. Bases 229 to 705 code for a protein of 158 amino acids. Lineage: Eukaryota; Viridiplantae; Streptophyta; Magnoliopsida; Solanales; Solanaceae. Gene Ontology annotation, molecular function: box C/D methylation guide snoRNP complex binding.
UUUUAACUCGAAAGCUUGACAGGUUUUUUGUUAAAUUUUCUGUACUCUCUUCACGCCUCUCUCAUACCUCUGAGUAUAACAUUUAUGUAAGUCUCUGGAGAAAACUGGCAGCUUCCCUUAUCCUAAUUAACUAAAAUCUUUAACUAGCAGCUGUGGUAUUACUUGGUCCUGGUUAAGAGAGCUGUUCCUAUCCACAAGUUGUGUUUGAUUCCAAGAGAAAACCUUCAAAUGAAGUCCACAAGCAGUGUUCUAUUGGACUUGGAGGCAGAAAGCAAAAGCUCUUCCUCUUCCUUGGAAUCAAAACUUUUGUUCUGCAACGGAGGGAGUACUGAUCUCGGGUCACAAAUUUCCAAACUUAAUCCAAUUGUCAAGAAGCCUGAUAUCUCUUCAACUUCCCAGAGCCAAGUUCUAGACAAGGUCAAGAAUUUCCUGGGAGAGCUAUCAGAAGCGAAUAAAAAGCUAGAGGUUGAUGCAAAGGAAAAUCCUAAAAAAUAUGAUAUAGAAGAACUCAGUGGGGAGGAUUCAGAAUACAUAGAAAUGAAUUUAAUCUUGGGUGUUGCAGAGCUUUAUUCCUCUGAGGCUGUUGCUGCUGCUGAGUCUGCAAUAGCUCGUCAGCAACCAGUUAUUCCAUUAGCUUCAAGUAGUAGCGCGACUUAUGAAGAUAGCCAUGAUGUUGAUGACAGUAGCGACGAAGAUGAUUGUUGAGCUUUCAUUGGACUAUUGGUCCUUGGAGAAUUAGGUGUAGUGUUUAGUUUCAAGAAAUUAUUUGUGGCAUGUAGUUACUGUUUUGAUCGUGCUCAAAUGUGAUGCAAACCUUAGAAUUCCUUGUGAACAUUACAUUUCUGCCCCUCGACCCUUCCUAUCUCUAACGAGUCAAGGCACCAGGCACUCACAGCAUGGCUUCAUACUAAAUGAGGCUAAAAAUAUAAGCUGGUCCUUGUCACCCUUGAGACUAAAUGUUGUUUAGCACUUCACUUUAGAGAUAAGCUGGUCCUUGUCAUCUGUGUAUUGGAUCUCAAUCAUUUGUUACC